GGUGGUUUUGGAACAGCUCUAAUGGCAAAAGAUUUAGGACUUGCACAAGAUGCAGCUACAAAAUCUUUAACACCAACUCCCUUUGGGUCCCUUGCACAUCAGAUAUAUCGGAUUAUGUGCAGCACUACCUAGCUGCAAAGAUUUUUCAUCAGUCUUCCGUUUUAUUAAAGGAAAUGAAGAAGAAUAAAAAAUAUCAUGUUAUUUUUUAGGAUACAUUUAGAUUGUUAGCACAUUAUAAUCAGAAGAGAAAUCAUCAGGUAAAAAAAUAAAAUAAACUCAGUAGGGUUAACAAUUUUUACUUAAAUUAAGGCAGCCUUUAGUCUAGUAAUUAUUAUUGCCUUAUAACAAAUUUUGUGAGCUAUAUAUAGUUCUGGCAAUGAAAGUAAGAAAUAUUUUUCUACAUUGUAUUUCUUACUUUUCAAUUCCACAAUAUGAGUCCUAUGUUACUGCAUAAUACAAAUGAAAAUGAAGUUUUCACUUUUUGAAAGUCAGGGGAUAUUUAUUUGAAACUACCUUAACUAUAUAAGCAAUGUCAAAGUUUUUUUUCUGUGGUUAGAGUAUUUUUUAUAUGAAAUCUAUUUUAUCCUGCAAAAUCACAGUUUACUUAGAAUCAUGCAAUGGUUUAUUGAAAGCCAAAACACGAUUUAGUUACACAAGUAGAUUAAGUUUGCAGAGCCUAACUGUUCACGGUAACUAUUUUAGGGAUCUCCAACAAACUUUUGUGAUGGUUAAUUAAGCAAAGAAAUAAAUGUCCUUAUUAACUAAGAUCUGAGCAUUGUAUUGUGAGGUUGUAUCAAGUUGAUGGAAAUAAAUAUCCAGAAAACC
Molecule: messenger RNA, 825 nt
Organism: Penaeus vannamei (Pacific white shrimp)
Lineage: Eukaryota; Metazoa; Arthropoda; Malacostraca; Decapoda; Penaeidae
Source: RefSeq, a predicted model, not a curated record